AUGGCCACGUCUGAACCGAGAGCCACCGGCGGGGACCAGGACCCCAACUCCGCCAAUUUAAGACCUCCGUCCACAACUUACGAAUACGCGUGGAUGCACGGAUGCACACGGAAACUGGGGAUGAAGAUUUGUGGGUUCCUGCAGAAGAACAACAGCCUGGAGGAGAAGGGGAGGCUCGCGGGCCAGAAGAAUUUGCUCUCGUGCGACAACAGCGACAGGGACGCGCGCUUCCGCCGCACCGAGACCGACUUCUCCAACCUGUUCGCCAGAGACCUGCUGCCGGCCAAAAAUGGAGAGGAGCCGACCAUACAGUUUUUGUUGGAGGUGGUCGACAUCCUCACUAACUACGUCAAGAAGACUUUCGACCGCUCCACCAAGGUGCUGGACUUCCACCACCCCCACCAGCUCCUGGAGGGAAUGGAGGGCUUCAACCUGGAGCUGUCCGACCAUCCCGAGUCCCUGGAGCAGAUCCUGGUGGACUGCAGGGACACUCUCAAAUAUGGCGUCCGGACAGGUCACCCACGCUUUUUCAACCAGUUGUCGUCCGGUCUAGACAUCAUUGGUCUGGCCGGAGAGUGGCUCACCUCUACUGCUAACACCAACAUGUUCACCUAUGAGAUCGCUCCAGUGUUUGUGUUGAUGGAGCAGCUGACUUUGAAGAAAAUGAGAGAGAUGAUUGGUUGGCCCGCUGGAGAGGGAGAUGGACUCUUUUCACCAGGGGGUGCUAUCUCCAACAUGUACAGUGUGAUGAUUGCACGUUACAAGUAUUUCCCAGAGGUCAAGACCAAGGGCAUGUCUGCUGCUCCCCGCCUUGUCCUCUUCACAUCUGAACACAGCCACUACUCCAUAAAGAAAGCAGGAGCUGCUCUGGGCUUUGGCACUGAGAAUGUGAUCCUGCUGAGCACAGAUGAGAGGGGGAGAGUCAUUCCUGCAGAUCUUGAGGCCAAGAUCAUUGAUGCUAAACAGAAGGGUUACGUGCCAUUGUUUGUCAAUGCAACAGCUGGUUCAACUGUGUACGGUGCAUUUGACCCCAUCAAUGAGAUCGCUGACAUUUGUGAGAAAUAUAACUUGUGGCUCCAUGUUGAUGGAGCAUGGGGUGGCGGACUAUUGAUGUCCAGGAAGCAUCGCCAUAAGCUUAGUGGAAUUGAGAGGGCCAACUCUGUCACAUGGAACCCUCACAAGAUGAUGGGCGUGCCUCUACAAUGUUCUGCGAUCCUGGUCAGAGAAAAGGGAAUCUUGGCAGGCUGUAACUCCAUGUGUGCUGGCUACCUGUUCCAACCAGACAAACAGUAUGACGUCACGUACGACACAGGGGACAAAGCUAUCCAGUGUGGUCGGCAUGUUGACAUCUUUAAGUUCUGGCUCAUGUGGAAGGCCAAGGGCACCAUAGGCUUUGAGCAGCACAUUGACAAGUGUCUGGAACUGUCUCAGUACCUGUACAACAAGAUAAAGAACAGGGAGGGAUAUGAGAUGGUAUUCGAUGGAGUGCCACAGCACACCAACGUUUGUUUCUGGUACAUACCACCCAGCCUGAGAGGCAUGCCAGAAAGUGACGAGCGGCGAGAAAAACUCCACAGGGUGGCGCCAAAGAUCAAGGCCAUGAUGAUGGAGUCAGGGACCACAAUGGUGGGCUACCAGCCUCAGGGCAAUAAAGUCAACUUCUUCCGUAUGGUCGUCUCCAACCCCGCGGCCACCCAGUCUGACAUUGACUUCCUCAUUGAUGAGCUUGAGAGGCUGGGUCACGACCUGUAG
This is a messenger RNA of Xiphias gladius (swordfish), 1752 nucleotides long. RefSeq names its product glutamate decarboxylase 1-like. Bases 1 to 1752 code for a protein of 583 amino acids. Gene Ontology annotation, biological process: GABA biosynthetic process. Lineage: Eukaryota; Metazoa; Chordata; Actinopteri; Istiophoriformes; Xiphiidae. The record is from RefSeq and is a predicted model, not a curated record. Gene Ontology annotation, molecular function: pyridoxal phosphate binding; glutamate decarboxylase activity. The transcript has 16 exons. Gene Ontology annotation, cellular component: presynaptic active zone; cytoplasm.